AUGAUGAUGUUAAAAUAUACUUCAAUUUUAUUAUUAUUAAUCAACAUUAUUAAAGCUGAAGAAUAUGUUUUAUGUGAUGAUGGAAAUCCAUGCACAUCCGAUUUUUUCGAUCAAAUUAGUGGUACUUGCCAACAUAUGUUCAAUCAAUGGUCUGGAUGUGAAAAUCCAAUGCAACAACAACAACAACCUCAAUGCUCCGAAAAUACUUGCAAUAGAUUUAAAAGUAACAAAUGUAAAACAUUUACAAAUUGUAACAUGGGACAAUGUAUGUUUAGAGAUGUAGAUUGCAAUGACUACAAUAUUUUUAGUAUUGAUCGUUGUGAUCCAGAAUUUGGUUGCCACUAUACCCCAUCAACUUCAACAAGAUCUUGUUCACAUGACUAUGAUUGUGGUGACAAUAUGCAAUGUACUCGUGAUACCUGUGUUAAUGGAAAAUGCGUAAAUAAAAUAAGUUGUGGAUUUGAUCAAUUAUGCAAUAGAUAUGGUAAUUGUGAAUCCAUCCCACAGGAAGAAAUUGAAGACUCACCAUCAAGAAAAGAUGGUAUCUCUGAAGAGAUAGAAGAUAAUUUAAGAAGAUAUGGAACACAAUGUAUUCAAGAAGCUGGUAUAUUAUUGAAAUUGUCAAUUUCAACUAUUGGUACAGGUCAAGUUAUAUUUCAAAGAUUUUAUACAAGAAAGUCAUUUAAAGAAUAUGAUGUUAAAACCCUAUCAAUGGGUUCAUUAUUUGUAGCAACUAAAUUUAUAGGGCCAAUAAGACAUAUUAGAGACAUUCUAAAUGUUUUUAAUCAUAUUUGGAGGAAAAAAGAAGGCUUACCAAUUGAGUAUAUAGAUACAACUAAACAAGGCUAUUGGGAUUUAAAAGGUGAUGUUAUAGGAGGAGAAUUUGAUAUUUUAAAAGAAUUUGGAUUUUUAGUAUAUGUCGAUUUACCUCAUAAAUACAUUUUAAACUAUAUGAAACUUUUAGACAAAAGUAAAGAGUUGGCACAGAAAUCUUGGAAUUAUAUAAACGAUUCAAUGAAAACAACAAUAGCCAUUCAAUAUAGACCUGAAGCUAUUGCAGCUGCAUCAAUAUUUUUAGCAUCAAGAGUUUUAAAAACUAAUUUACCUGAAGAACCACAUCCAUGGUGGGAAUUAUUUGAAACUACUAAAGAAGAAAUUGAAGUUAUUUCAUAUGAAAUGUACAGUUUAUAUUCAAAAAAAUCCGCUUAUUUUAUAGAUGUUUUUAAUCCAACCCAACCAUCCAAUUUAUCUUCACCACAAUCGACAUCAAACACCACAACAACUACCACUACGACAUCCUCUUAA
Dictyostelium purpureum is the source of this 1305-nucleotide messenger RNA. RefSeq names its product cyclin. Gene Ontology annotation, cellular component: nucleus. The transcript is spliced from 5 exons. Gene Ontology annotation, molecular function: cyclin-dependent protein serine/threonine kinase regulator activity. The record is from RefSeq and is a predicted model, not a curated record. Bases 1 to 1305 code for a protein of 434 amino acids. NCBI's taxonomy places the organism in Eukaryota, Evosea, Eumycetozoa, Dictyosteliales, Dictyosteliaceae. Gene Ontology annotation, biological process: regulation of transcription by RNA polymerase II.